GAAGGAUACAACCCAUCUGCAGCUUGGCCUUGGCUUGCCAAGGCUGUAGGCAAUCAGUUUCAGGUGCCUGCAGAAACGGGGUCUGGUUCACCUCUCUCACCUCCCGUGACGGGCGCGCAGCUCCGGCUGCUGCAGCACCAUUGCGUGUGCAGUUGAGUCUCCUCUCUCCCACACUGCAGAGCUCUCCUCUCCAGACGCUGGGAGGGAAGCAGAGAUGUUGGGGGAAGAGCUGUGGAGGUGGGGAGAGAUUGAGCUAUCAUUAGCAUGGCACCAGUGAGGUUUCUUUGCACCACUAAGCAGUAGCUAUCAAAUUUGAGUGCAGUACGCUGAACAGCUGAGCGAGGGAGCAGAGGUUGAAAGGACCCUGUGAAGAAAAGGGAUUUAAGAGGAAAAACCCCUGUUUCAGCUGCAUGUGGGUGCUGUCCAACACAGAGAGCUGUGCCAGGGAGUAGGAAUUGCCUGUUUAUGGUGAUUGAUCUGCACAGCCCCUGGGAUGCUUAGAAAAGGGAUUAAGGAGGAGAGAAUCGCAGGAGAAGUAGGAGGUGGAGGUUUAGCUUUGAAAACUCACAGGCUUAUAGAAACCAUCCUCUAAAUUGUCAGUGUGUCAGGAUACAUUAAUAUCCCAGUGAUGGCAGGAUCAGCCUGAGAUGAGCUAUCCAUAGCUGGGGCCAGGCCUUGUUCCCAGGGCUCCCUGCCCCAUUACAAUGAGGAGCCAUCUGCCAGCCUAACAGACAGAUUUUGUGGCGGAGCUGGCUUUUCUUUUCUGUCAAACCUUGAGAAAUUUCAUGUAACGGCAGAGCCACUUCUUGCCCCCUCCUUGUGCCACCUCGCAGCCAGGACUUGGUGGUGGAGGGCCACCACCAUGGCGGCGAAGCAGCCCCCGCCGCUGAUGAAGAAGCACAGCCAGACAGACCUGGUGAGCAGGCUGAAGACACGCAAGAUCCUGGGGGUCGGCGGAGAGGAUGACGACGGCGAGGUCCAUCGCUCAAAGAUUAGCCAAGUACUGGGAAAUGAAAUCAAAUUUGCUGUUCGGGAACCACUGGGGCUCAGGGUCUGGCAGCUGGUUUCCGCCGUCAUGUUUUCUGGGGUUGCCGUCAUGGCCCUCGCUUUCCCGGACCAGCUCUUUAAUGCCAUCUUCGAGGAGGAAUCGGUGAGCAGCAAGACUCCCAUCCGGCUCUAUGGAGGAGCCCUCCUCAGCAUCGCGCUCAUCCUGUGGAACGCCCUGUACACCGCCGAGAAGGCCAUCAUCCGCUGGAGCCUGCUGGCCGAGGCCUGCUACUUCGCCGUGCAGUUCCUGGUUACCACGAUCUCCCUGGCUGAGAGUAACCGGAUAGCCACGGGUGUCGUGCUUCUACUGGUCAGCAGAGCCCUCUUCAUCAUCAUCAGCAUUUAUUAUUAUUACCAAGUUGGACGUCGUCCCAAGAAAGUCUAAUUCCUGGGCUUUUUUGUUAUGGGAAGGGUGGGAGGGGGGAGUUUGUGUCGGUAAUUUUGCAUUAUAAUUAUAACUUUUUUUUUUUUU
Empidonax traillii (willow flycatcher) is the source of this 1519-nucleotide messenger RNA. It is a transcript of the gene TP53I11, whose product is annotated as tumor protein p53 inducible protein 11. The record is from RefSeq and is a predicted model, not a curated record. The coding region runs from base 863 to 1432 and encodes 189 amino acids. The transcript has 7 exons. Lineage: Eukaryota; Metazoa; Chordata; Aves; Passeriformes; Tyrannidae.